AAUUCCACAAAUAAACCCUGCGAAAUCGAAAAUUACAUAAGCUUUGGCAAUGACUUGAGUGCAUGAAUAUAAACCAACGAUUUGAAACUACCCUAAAAUGUCUUCGCAAAUACAAAUUUCAAUACUUUUACUUGCCCACCUAAUAACCUAAUUGUGAAGUGUCAAACAGCACACCAACAGUUCUCGAUCUCUCUAUUUCUUAUCAUCGAGGAAAUUGAAGAUAUAGUUUUCUUUAGCAAUGGAUUGUUUGUGGGUGGGUUCGGACGUUGAUUUAACUACCCUACAUCAGUACAGAAUGUCUGAGAGGUUAGAAUAUAGGCUGUCGUGUUUACACAAGACCAGGAAUUCCAAACAUUGUCAGGUGGAUUUCGAAGAAGUGAAAACCAAUCCGAACGAUGCUGUCACACAGCUCAGCAGGCGAAGGAGAUCUGGAACAUGGCCAAGGACCAGAUCAUUGAACGCACCAUCUCCAAUUCAACAAUUUGGACCAUGUGGUCGAAUAAUGAAGAAUUCAGCCAUGGUCAUGACGAUCCAAGACCCAGCAAGUCAGAGACUCACAUGGUACAAACCUCCCCUCACCGUCUUGGUGAUCAAGAAAGUCCGUGAUGUGGCGGUCCUAUCGCCAUUCGUUCAGUUGGUCCAGUGGCUCAUCCAGGAAAAAAGGAUGGUCGUCUUCGUCGAGGCUCAGGUGAUGGAAGACAGCCUCCUGGACCAGUACACCGCCUUCUCGACCAUAAAGGACAAACUGAUGAGCUUCAGGGACGGCAAGGACGACCUAACCGAUAAGAUCGACUUCAUAAUAUGCCUGGGAGGAGACGGUACCUUACUCUACGCCAGUCAUCUAUUCCAAGAGUCCGUGCCGCCUGUGAUGGCCUUCCAUCUUGGCUCCCUCGGGUUCCUGACGCCCUUUCAAUUCGACAAUUUCCAGGAGCAGGUGAACAACGUCCUCGAGGGUAACGCAGCGUUGACGCUAAGGAGUCGAUUGCGGUGCAUAGUGAUGAAGAAGGACCUGAAAGGCAAAGGGGAUGACGCUCUCGCCAGGAAGCCCACGAAUCUGCUGGUGCUGAACGAGGUUGUGGUGGACAGGGGUCCAUCUCCUUAUCUAUCGAACAUCGAUCUUUUUCUAGACGGCAAACAUAUCACUUCGGUGCAGGGUGACGGUGUUAUUGUUAGUACGCCUACCGGGAGUACUGCAUACGCUGUUGCUGCAGGCGCGUCUAUGAUACAUCCUAGCGUUCCCGCCAUCAUGGUGACGCCUAUUUGUCCACAUUCCCUGAGUUUUAGGCCUAUCGUGGUGCCGGCUGGUGUAGAGCUCAAGAUCUCAGUCUCACCGGAUAGUCGGAACACAGCAUGGGUCUCAUUCGACGGCAGGAAUAGACAAGAAUUACUUCAUGGAGACAGUCUGAGGGUGACCACCUCCAUCUACCCAGUACCAAGCAUCUGUGCGCAAGACCAAAUAUCCGAUUGGUUUGACUCGCUGGCGGAGUGUCUUCACUGGAACGUCAGAAAGAAGCAGAAGCACCUUGACGAGCUGACAGAUCUCACCCAUUCCAGUUCGAACGAUACUCUGGACUCGCUCGACCAGAGCGAAACAAUCGAAAAGGACAACUGAAGCAGGAAGUGGAAAAUGUUGAUUUUUAGUAUUGCGAGUCAUUGCUUUUAAAGUUUUCUUUACACAAGAGUACCUUGUUUCCAUCAGCGGGGCAGGAACCCCGUUGUGGGGACUUUAAAAGUCGGUUUUAUAUGUUUUACAUGAUCACGUAAUCAAUUGGCACGCCCAACGAAUUAAAAAAAAUUUAAAAUAGGCCCACAGUAUUGAAUUUGUUAGAGUUGGUGCGAGUAUUGCAAAUUUUAUCGAUCGGUUAGGUUAAUUUUAAUUUAUUGAUUUGUUUUAGGGAAAUGUUUACAACUAUGCAAUAUUUUUAGCAAUCUUUUGACGAACUGUUAGCACAAUAUACCAAAGGUUCGAAGCACUCAACCAGGGCAAUAAGUUGACCGGGAAAUUCAGUUUGCCAACUUUUAAUACGAAUUUUGUGGAUAAAUCAGUUUUAUUUUUGUACUCAGGUUAAGGUUAGACGGUAAUGAACCGGAGUAGGAGUUAAUAGUUGAUUGAUAGGACCAAUAUUGUGCCAGAUUUUCAUUUUAGAGAAAUUUCCUAGUUGUUGAUGUUUUGUGGGAUCUGAAUAUUGAAUUUUUGAUAAAUUAUAUGUAUGUAUUGUU
Molecule: messenger RNA, 2220 nt
Organism: Coccinella septempunctata (seven-spotted ladybird)
Lineage: Eukaryota; Metazoa; Arthropoda; Insecta; Coleoptera; Coccinellidae
Product: NAD kinase-like
Exons: 6
Coding region: 239-1612 (457 amino acids)
Biological process (GO): NAD+ metabolic process; NADP+ biosynthetic process
Molecular function (GO): NAD+ kinase activity
Source: RefSeq, a predicted model, not a curated record